UAUAAAAUGCAUGGACAUGCAAAAAAUCCAACACAAGCACCCAUUCCCUCCCAUCUUCAAUCACACGCUAAAACACCGCAUCAGAUCAUCAAACAAUGGCCUCAAACAUUCUCAGCCACUCCUUGUUCUUGCUAGUAAUCACAAUGGCCACAUAUCACAUCUCCCAUGCAAGUGACCCAGACAUCACAUCCGACUUCAUCAUCCCGUCCAACAUGAAUGCCGUCGACGGAAACUUCUUCACCUUCACUGGCAUGCGAACCCCACUCCAAGUGGAAUUGCCCACUAUCUUCAACGUCACGAAAGCAAGCAUGGCCCAGUUUCCAGCCCUCAAUGGCCAGAGCGUCUCGUAUGCCCUCCUUCAGUAUCCAUCCGGAGGCAUCAAUCCCCCCCACACGCAUCCCCGCUCGGCUGAACUACUACUCGUCAUCGAUGGCACGCUUGAGGUGGGACUCGUCGACACGACAAACAAGCUCUACACCCAAACACUCCAAACGGGGGACAUGUUCGUAUUCCCCAAGGGACUUGUGCACUACCAGUACAAUGCCGAUGCCCAGAACCCAGCCACUGCCAUCUCUGCCUUUGGAAGUGCCAAUGCCGGGACGGUGUCAGUCCCUAGCACCAUCUUCGCCACCAACAUCGAUGAUGGGAUCCUCGCCACAGCUUUCAAGACAGACAUCUCAACCAUUCAAAAGCUCAAGGCUGGCCUUGCACCCAACGCCUAAAAUUGAA
This is a messenger RNA of Magnolia sinica, 729 nucleotides long. Its product is annotated as germin-like protein 9-3. The transcript has a single exon. The coding region runs from base 96 to 722 and encodes 208 amino acids. Gene Ontology annotation, molecular function: manganese ion binding. The record is from RefSeq and is a predicted model, not a curated record. Gene Ontology annotation, cellular component: cell wall. Lineage: Eukaryota; Viridiplantae; Streptophyta; Magnoliopsida; Magnoliales; Magnoliaceae.